Molecule: messenger RNA, 2160 nt
Organism: Blastomyces dermatitidis ER-3
Lineage: Eukaryota; Fungi; Ascomycota; Eurotiomycetes; Onygenales; Ajellomycetaceae
Exons: 4
Coding region: 1-2160 (719 amino acids)
Biological process (GO): proteolysis
Molecular function (GO): serine-type peptidase activity
Source: RefSeq, a predicted model, not a curated record
AUGAGGGGCCUGGGACACAUCUUCACGUCCCUGUCCCUGUUGGCAGUGGCUUCUGUGGGACUUGGCCAAUCUUCCUCCAAUGCUAAUACAUUAGAGAAACGAACAGUUGAGCCUUGCAAACAAGUGGCCGACGCAUAUGAGAAACAGUUCGCUGAGGAUGCCAACGGUCCAUUCUUUAUAUCUGCAAAGCUCGCCCAUGACUGCUUGGUAACCGUCCCGAUCAAUAGAGGCGAUGCUCGUCGAUUAGUGGAUGGCCUGACUUCGUUCUGGAAAUGGCAAAGCACGAUAGACUUCCUCAAGGAACCCCCGACUGGCUAUCUGCUACCGGCGUCAGACCUAGUUGGUGAGCUGGCAAAGAUCCGUAAUAAGGUUUCUAAGGGCAAGUACAAGAAUGAAUUCGAGUUCCAAAGUGAGUUGGCUGCUCUGGCAAGGACGACACAUGAUGGCCACUUCAACUUGCAACUCGACGCCGCCAGCGUUUUCCGAUUCCGCCGCAGCAGGGCUGGACCUCUUGUCUCGGCCUCGAACGAUGGAAAGAGUCUCCCGAAAAUCUACUCUUACUUCGACCUCAACACUACUGAUCCCAAAUUCACUCCUUCUCCGAUUAAAGAGAUCGAUGGCCAAGAUGCUGUUGAAUGGCUGAAAAAACUGUCCCUCGAGGGCUCAACCCAAGAUCCUGACGCGCUCUACAAUGAUCUUUUCUGGAACAUCCCAACCGAUACCAAUGGAGGAUAUGGCGGAUUCUAUGGCCAAUCUGGCGUCUACACAGGGCCCACUGUCACCUUCAAAUUCGAAAAUGGCACUGUCACCGAGUAUGAGAACAGGGCAUCGUUUACCGUUCCGUUUACCGAUGUCGUGGAUGGAGAGAGCUUCUACAAGAAAUUCUGCAGCUCUAAACUUGGACUGCCAUUCAAAAAGUCGAAGAGAGAAGAUACUUGGAAGGCCGCCCCCAUCACCCCGGAAGUGGCGCCCCGCGCUUCCGAAAACCCGCGACCCCUUUAUCCCGAUCCAGUUGUCGAUAAGGCGGGUGGGGAUCUUGCAGGCUACUUCCUUGACGGCGAAUACGGCGACGUCGCUGUUUUGUCCGCCUCUUCCUUCGAAGGACAAGGUGCCAGCGGAAGUAUUGCAUUCCAAGAUACUAUUGAAAAGUUCCUGUCUGAAUGCAAGAAGGCGGGAAAGAAGAAGCUGAUUGUUGACGUUACCGGCAACGGAGGUGGAACGAUUCUACUGGGCUAUGAUAUGUUCAAACAGCUCAUUCCAAACGGCAAAAUAGACGAUGCGUUUAAUAUCCGCGCUCACGAACAGCUUGACAUCAUUGGAACCAAGGUCCAAGCCAUGCUCAACGACGGGAAGGAGACCUCCGGCGACAGGAAUGAGAGGGAUGGCAUUUACGACCUUGAUUCCUACGUUGAUAUUGAAAACAAAAAGUUUGAAUCCUGGGAUGAUUUUUACGGCCCUGACGAAGUGGAGGGUGGGUAUAAAUUCAGCCAUCCGGCACGCUGGGACAUGAACAACGAAGACACUAGCCGAAGAGGGUCAGGUGGAAUUGUUGUAACUGGUUAUUUGGACCGCGCCAACGCGGGUAGGGAAGUUUUCAAACCGGAUGACAUGGUCCUCCUCACUGAUGGCACUUGUGGAUCAACCUGCGCCCUAUUCGCCAACCUGAUGCAGAGGGCUGGCGUUAGAACCAUUGCUGUUGGCGGACGUCCCCGCGAGGGACCUAUGCAAGCUGUUGGUGGUGUUAAAGGCGCUCAAGUCCUUACCUACCAGCGAAUCUACGAGACGAUUUCAAUGGUCUUUGAGCUCUACGCCUAUCCCCAGGAAAGGCGCAAAUGGGCGAGUUCUGAUUUGGGCGAAAUUUACCGAACCGGGAAAUAUAUCUUGGCCCGAACUGUGCAAGAUGGCCAGGGUGCCCGCGUCAAUUACCGCAACGCUGUUGAUCCCAAGGACGAGAAGCGAGUUCCCCUCCAGUUCGUCUACGAGGCCGCCGGUUGCCGGAUCUGGCAGACGCGCGAUAUGGUCCUUGAUAUGACCAAGCUGUGGAUUGCUGCCGCCGAUAGAGCCUUCCGUGGAGGAGCAUGUAUUCCUGGAUCGACCCCGAAGCCUUCGAAACACAAGGAUGAUGGUCUCCUCUUCCGUCCGUUCUCCACUGGAUUCUAA